AUGUCUACAUCGGCUGUCUUGGUAGGAAUUCUCGCAGCAACCCUUAUACUUUCCAGAUGGUGGUCGUGGUGGAGAGCACCUCCGUCGUUGGCUAAAGUCCCUGGACCACCAGCUCCGAGUUUAUUCCUUGGCCACGCAUUGGAUCUUGACCGGGCGCCAAUUGGUACUCGACAUAAUAAAUGGGCUCGCGAAUAUGGACCUACAUACCGACUAUCUGGUCCCUUCUGGGAACCUCGACUCAUCGUUGGAGACCCGAAAGGUCUCAAUCAUGUACUUCAUAAUCAGGACUUUGAGCGCAAUGCGAGCGAUAGGGUUGCGCUUGAGCUUUUCUUCGGUCGUGGUCUUUUCUGCGCCGAAGGGGAAGAGCACAAGAAAAUGCGCAAAUGUCUGAAUGUACCAUUCACAAAUCAGUCAAUUCAACAAGUUUCCCAUGUGUCCUUUGACCUGGUGGAACGACUCAAGGAUAAACGGGGACAGAAAUUGGAAGGCGGGAGUCUCGUUUUCGACGUGACCUCUGAAAUCCAUCGACUUACGUUGGACGCCAUCAGUAUGACAAUGUUCAUGUACGACAUUAGUACCUCGAACAGUGAUAUUCCUACCCUACUUCACAAGAUAACAGACUCUCCUGCUGGUAAACUGUCAGAUAUCAUCCCCUCUGCAUUUGCCUCUCGGUUCCCUAUUAUUCUUCGCCUUCCUUCUCCAAUGAAGCGUUGGUGUGACGAUCUUCGUAGCUCCUUGGGAGCUGUUGCGAGGAAUGUAUUGUCGGGCAAGGAGGCCGCUGGAAUGCAUGCGAAACUGCUGAACUCUCUCUCGGAGAGCGAAGUUGCCCCGGAUGUCGCUGUUGCGCAAGUUAUUGGUAUUCUCUUUGCUGGUUCAGAGAUGACGGCUAAUGUUAUUACUGAAUGCUUCUAUGAAAUGGCUCGCAAUCCGAGGAUUCAAACACGGCUGCGCACAGAAUUGAUAGAGUUCGAAGUUGCGCAUGGGCGUAAACCCACUUACGAGGACCUCGCUAACUCAUCACUUCCGUAUCUCGAGGCUGUCACGCAGGAGACUAUGAGGACCAAGGCUGUUCUGACAGAGCUCAGUCGCCCUGCUGCGAAAGAUACCGUCAUACCCCUUCAAAUUCCCUUAAAAGGAAUCAAUGUAUACGAGGUCGAAGUCCAAGCUAGAACGCUGAUAGAUAUCCCUGCCGUGGACUGGAUACGAGCUCAAGGCCAUGUGCUUACAUUUGGCGAUGGGCCAAAGGUUUGCCUGGGACGUUCAUUUGCUCUGGUGGAAUUCAAGACCGUGGUCUCUACGAUUGUGCGUAACUUUACUUUCGCCGAAGUGGAGGGACUAGAUCUCGACUUUUACCACGUUGGGGGAAACACCAUCAAACCGAUGGUUCGAGGUCGAGAACAAGAUGGCGCCCAGCUUCCCCUCAGGGUUAGCGUCGUUUCGGAUUGAAUUUGUAUACCAAGCUGAAUGUUUCGCCGUUAAUACAAAUUGAUCGGCGCAUCCGAUUCAAAAGAAUAGAUACUACUUUGUAAUGCGAACGAAAU
Messenger RNA from Guyanagaster necrorhizus, 1541 nucleotides. Its product is annotated as cytochrome P450. The coding region runs from base 1 to 1446 and encodes 481 amino acids. The record is from RefSeq and is a predicted model, not a curated record. The transcript is spliced from 15 exons. Gene Ontology annotation, molecular function: oxidoreductase activity, acting on paired donors, with incorporation or reduction of molecular oxygen; monooxygenase activity; heme binding. Lineage: Eukaryota; Fungi; Basidiomycota; Agaricomycetes; Agaricales; Physalacriaceae.